This is a messenger RNA of Prinia subflava (tawny-flanked prinia), 812 nucleotides long. It is a transcript of the gene PTS, whose product is annotated as 6-pyruvoyltetrahydropterin synthase. Gene Ontology annotation, biological process: tetrahydrobiopterin biosynthetic process. NCBI's taxonomy places the organism in Eukaryota, Metazoa, Chordata, Aves, Passeriformes, Cisticolidae. Bases 14 to 529 code for a protein of 171 amino acids. The transcript is spliced from 6 exons. The record is from RefSeq and is a predicted model, not a curated record. Gene Ontology annotation, molecular function: 6-pyruvoyltetrahydropterin synthase activity. Gene Ontology annotation, cellular component: mitochondrion.
CCCCGGGGCCGGGAUGAGGCCGGGCUGGAGCCGCCCCCGGGGCCGGGCUGGAGCCGCCCCGCUCCGGCCCCGCUCCGGUCCCGCGAUGCCGCCGCGCUCCGCCCGCCUGGCGCGGCUGUCGCGCUCUGUCACCUUCAGCGCCUGCCACCGCCUGCACAGCAAAUCCCUGAGUGAGGAGGAGAACCUGAAGCUGUUUGGGAAGUGCAACAAUCCCAAUGGGCACGGACACAACUACAAAGUUGUGGUCACUGUGCGUGGGGAGAUUGACCCGGUCUCGGGGAUGGUGAUGAACCUGACAGACCUGAAGGAAUACAUGCAGGAAGCGAUCAUGGAGCCGCUGGACCACAAAAACCUGGACAAGGACGUGCCCUACUUCUCUGAGGUGGUGAGCACCACGGAGAACAUCGCUGUGUUCAUCUGGGACAGCCUGCAGAGGCUCCUGCCCCGGGGAAUCCUCUACAAGGUGCAAGUGCACGAGACAGAGCAGAACGUCGUGGUUUACAAGGGAGAGGAGACGAUUGUGAAGUGAGAUCAGCCUCAGCUGGGCUGCCCAGGGGAAAUGCUCCAAAUUCAGCUCAGUGUGUUCCUCCAGCCCUGCUCGGUGUCUCCUGCAGCCAGCCCUGGGUUCUGUGUUGGGGUUUCAAAGGACCCUCGCAGCAUUUUGCCCGUCUGGGCUCUCACUGUGGGUUGGUUUUUCUGCUUUUCCUCAAGACCUUCCUGUUUUGCCAAGCUGAGCCACCCAGCUGAUGUGAAAUUUAGAAUUGUGCCGUGGUAAAUAAAGCAGCUUUGAGAGAGGAGGCAAAAUCACAAAA